AUCUGCAUUUUUAAUUUAGCCGUGCUUAAAAUUUAAAUUCCAUGUACCGACCUUCUAUAAAUAGCGGCUCCCUAACUCUCCAAGCUCAUUUCUCUCCCUCCAUUACUUAGUUUCUCUCUCUCUCUAAUUUGAUUCAAAUUUCCAAGCCAAACACUAGUUUUCUCUGAAAAUUUCUCUUUCUCCUCGCUUUCUGCCAUUUCAGUUCUCAGCUCUCUUAAUCAAAAUUCUACAACAAUGGUUGUUGCGCAGAAGGUUAAAGAAGCGGAGAUCACUGAGCAAGAUUCCCUCCUUCUGACGAGGAACUUGCUUCGUAUUGCUAUUUUCAAUAUUAGCUAUAUCAGAGGCCUUUUCCCAGAAAAUUAUUUCAACGAUAAAUCCGUCCCUGCUUUAGAGAUGAAGAUCAAGAAGCUAAUGCCGUUGGAUGCAGAGUCUCGUAGACUGAUUGAUUGGAUGGAGAAAGGUGUAUAUGAUGCAUUGCAGAAAAAGUACCUGAAAACAUUAUUGUUCUGCAUAUGCGAAUCAAUAGAUGGAGCAAUGAUUGAGGAAUACUCCUUCUCUUUUAGCUAUUCCAAUUCUGAUACCCAAGAGGUUUCGAUGAAUAUUAAUCGCACUGGAAGCAAAAAGCAUGGCAGAGCAUUCAUCUGCAACUCCACCACUGAAGUUAGUCCCAAUCAAAUGAGGAGUUCUGCUUGUAAAAUGGUCCGUACUCUGGUUCAAUUGAUGAGAACUCUCGAUAAGAUGCCUGAAGAGCGUACUAUACUAAUGAAACUCCUCUACUAUGAUGAUGUGACGCCAAUGGACUAUGAGCCUCCAUUCUUUAGAGGCUGUACGGAAGAAGAAGCUCACAAUUCAUGGAUCAAAAAUCCUUUAAGGAUGGAAGUUGGAAAUGUCAACAGCAAGCACUUUGUGUUAGCUCUCAAGGUGAAAAGUGUGCUUGAUCCUUGUGGGGAUGAAAAUGACGACAUUGAAGAUGAAGAAGUAAGCCUUGGUGUUGACUCUGUUCAAAGGGAUGAAUCUUCCGACUCUGAUACUGAGGUUGGUGAAUCACAAGAAGACCAAUUUAUUGUGGCUCCAGUAGAUAAGGAACGAUCAGAAGAAGACAAUAGUGCGGUUGAUGAAGAUGAUACUCAAGAUCCCAUGGAAGAUGAACAACAGUUGGCAAGGGUGAAGAUUUGGAUCGAUAAUCUUCAUCUUGACACUGUUGAACUUACUGAUGUCCUAUCACAUUUCCCAGAUAUCUCAGUGGUUUUGACAGAAGAAAUAAUGGACAAACUUGUAAAGGAAGGUGUUUUAUCAAGAAGUGGAAAAGACAGUUACACCAUAAACAAGCAGAAGAAAUCUGAGUAUGAGUUUACGGUUAAAGAAGAAACGGAUGGCCAGGUCCAGAUUGCUCAGAAAUCUCCAAAGCUUGAAGAUCACUUGUAUAUGAAGGCUUUGUACUAUGCUCUUCCAAUGAAAUAUGUGUCGGCUGCAAAGCUUCAUAAGAAGCUGGACGGACAAGUAAAUCAGACUGUUGUCCGGAAGCUUAUAAAUAAGAUGACACAGGAUGGUUUCAUUGAAGCUAAAGGCAACCGUAGGCUAGGCAAGCGUGUCAUCCACUCAAAUCUGACAGAGAAAAAUCUAUUAGAACUCAAGAGAGCUUUAAACAAAGAUCCAAUGCAGGACAUGGAUUGCACUGAACCUCAUAACAAGACCAGUCAUCCGGAAAUGCAAACAACUGGAAGCAACCUCAGGGAUGUGUCUACAUGCGGUGUCCUCCACUCCAUUGGUUCAGAUCUCACACGCAUGAGGGGCCGAUCUGACAUGAACCAAAGUGAACAGACUAUCUCAAAGACCAGGGACAACGGAAACACACCCAUAAGCAUGGCUCAGCCAAUAGCUUCAAGAGAGAGCUUUGUCCCAGGAUGUGAGAACAACCGAGUGAAUGGUAACUGCGAUGAGGUAGACACUAUUGUUUGUAGUAGAUCAUCACAAGAUAAGCGAGGCAGGAAGGCAAGCACGGUCAAGGAGCCUAUCCUGCAGAACAUGAAGCGCCAGAAAUCACAAGCUGUUUGAAAGAAAUGGAGAAAUGUAACGUCAGUGCCUGAACCAAACUCGAAAUUGAUUGGUAAAUUUUCCUUUUGAAGUAAAUCAUAGACACAAGUUACUGGUUCCUUUUUCCUUCUAAUUGACUGAUAAGAUAAAAAGAAAUUGUUAAUUACUGGUGUCUCUAGUACUAAAUGAGAAUUUACCUUUGAAGCCA
Gossypium raimondii (Peruvian cotton) is the source of this 2242-nucleotide messenger RNA. Its product is annotated as meiosis-specific protein ASY1. NCBI's taxonomy places the organism in Eukaryota, Viridiplantae, Streptophyta, Magnoliopsida, Malvales, Malvaceae. Bases 235 to 2055 code for a protein of 606 amino acids. The transcript has 22 exons. The record is from RefSeq and is a predicted model, not a curated record.